Messenger RNA from Mastomys coucha (southern multimammate mouse), 2631 nucleotides. It is a transcript of the gene Ppp1r3g, whose product is annotated as protein phosphatase 1 regulatory subunit 3G. Bases 258 to 1295 code for a protein of 345 amino acids. Gene Ontology annotation, biological process: regulation of glycogen biosynthetic process. Gene Ontology annotation, cellular component: protein phosphatase type 1 complex. The transcript has a single exon. The record is from RefSeq and is a predicted model, not a curated record. Gene Ontology annotation, molecular function: protein phosphatase 1 binding; glycogen binding. NCBI's taxonomy places the organism in Eukaryota, Metazoa, Chordata, Mammalia, Rodentia, Muridae.
CUCAGGUGUUCUGGCAGCCGUUCCUCCCCGCCCUGGCCCUCCCCUUGGGAUCUAGCCCCAGGCCAGCAUCCUCCUCCCUCUUGGUCCCGGGCAGUCUCAGCUAAAAGCUGGAGGUCCCAGGCUGAAUCCGCUUUCUGCCAGGGUAAGCGAGCCCAGCCGACACCAGGCGCUCCUUCUGCUGCGGGAGUAGAUAAACUUUCCAGAGGACUCUCCGCGUUUCCCGCGGGACGAAUCCCGGGGCCGGAUCGGAUACUGUCAUGGAGCGGUCCGGAGAGCAGCUACAAAGAUCCGAAGCGUCCAGCUCUAAGUCUUCGGAAGACCCGCCAUCCGCGGAGGAGCUGUCGGUCCCCGAGGUUCUUUGCGUGGAGAGUGGCACCUCUGAGCCGCAGAUCCCUGCCGCUCAGUUCCAGGACAGGUCCCCGCAGAAAGAGGCAGCUCUCCCGGAACAGGAGGAGCUACAAGAAUAUCGCCGCUCUCGUGUGCGCUCCUUUUCUUUGCCUGCAGACCCCAUCCUGCAGGCGGCCAAGCUUCUGCAGCAGAGGCGGCAGGCCGGGCAGCCCAGCUCCGAGGGUGACGAGCCCGCUGGGGACUGUUGCUCCAAGUGUAAGAAGCGCGUGCAGUUCGCGGACUCCCUGGGACUGAGCCUGGCCAGCGUGAAGCACUUCAGCGAGGCCGAGGAGCCGCAGGUGCCGCCCGCCGUGCUCUCCCGUCUCCAUAGCUUCCCGCUGCGCGCCGAGGACCUGCAGCAGCUCGGAGGGCUGCUGGCAGUGGCAAAGAUGCCCGCGCCCCUCUUGGCGCCGCACGCCCGGCUCCGACCCCUCUUCCAGCUCCCGGGGCUGAGCGCUGCGGAGGAACGUCUGCAGAGACAGCGAGUGUGCCUGGAGCGUGUGCAGUGCUCCCAGCCGCCCCGCGCCGAGGUCACCGGCUCCGGCCGGGUGAUCAGCUGCCCCGGACCCAGGGCAGUGGCGGUGCGCUACACUUUCACCGAGUGGCGUACCUUUCUGGACGUGCCGGCCGAGCUGCACCCGGAGUCACUGGAGCCCCUGCCUCCCGUGCAGUCGGGGGACUCUUGGCCAGGGGCUGAGGAUAGUGAGGAGGAGUCCGGCACCGAACGUUUCUGCUUCUCGCUGUGCCUGCCCCCGGGUCUGCAACCCAAAGAAGGGGAGGAUGCUGACGCGUGGGGUGUCGCUAUUCAUUUUGCCGUCUGCUACCGCUGCGAACAGGGGGAAUACUGGGACAACAACGAGGGGGCCAACUACACCUUGCGCUAUGUGUGCUCCACAGACCCGCUCUGAGUCCGGGAACUUGGGGACUCGGAGAGAGGCUGACCAGCAAGUCAAGUUCCAGCAAGGGCUCCCUGGGGAUCAUUAGCUGAGCGAUGCAGAUUUGGCAUUAACAGAGCUUGGAGCGGUAAGAGUAAAAUGUUAAACCACACACUCUCAGCGCAGAGCACACAUCCCCAAGCACUGGCAGUGUUCUGGCCCUCAGUCUUCUCAUCGCUUCCACUGACCUUUCUACCCGUCUCCUAGAAUUCUCAGCCUGCAUCAAAAUAAGGAACAUCCUCCUAGAUGCUGUCUCCAAGAAAAAGGCUCUGGAACCCUGAGCCAGGACCUUGGGAUUUUGUUUCUAACUUGAGGCGCGGUCCUUAGAGCUUGCUGAAAACCUGCAAGGAAAAGACAAGGCAGGCCACCUCCACGUGGGGGAGGAAGGCCUUCACACGUGGAAUCUUCACUGCUAGGCUUGGCUCUCAGAAGGCUAGGUGGGCGCAGGCCAGCUUGUCCUUUUAGCUGGGCUCUGGAAACGCCUGCCCAGACUCAAUGCUAUUUUCUUCCGUGAUUGGAUACAAAUGUCUUUUAAGAAAGUAAAGGCUGCGUGAACAAGUGUCCUCUCUGUGCUUCAUGUUUUUACCUUCCGAGGGUUUGGGGAGGCCGUGGCAGUCAGAGGAACGCUCCGCUGAUGACACGGCAGUGUGACAGUUAUGAAACAACACUACUAACACUUGUUUUCUUGAUGUGGAAUAGUUCAAGUUCCCCACACUGAGGAAAAAAAAAGAUGUUCAGAAUGUUUUGUAAAAAAGUAUUCUGUCUCUCUCUUGCCAUAGCAAAAUGUUGGACGAAUCAAAAUGCCACAGGCCUUGGCUGUGAGUUGCAAGAGCCCAUCACAUUUGUCCCAAACCCUUUUGUGCAACGGAGCUCCCCCACUCUCUGGGCCAUUAGCAGUCAGAGAAGAUGGCGGUUGUAGGCUGCACUCCAAGGGCAGGGCUUGGGGGCUGGAAAGGUGGCUCCCUUCUCUCAGAGGAACGAGGAGGGAAAGUUCACUCAGCUCUGCUCAGAACCAGUCGGGGCAGGCACUCUGCAUAGCAGAACCCUAGGUGCAACCAGUGUGGGGACUAUCUUCAUUCACUUUGGAUGGCUCUAUAUGCUCAGGUGCGAGUGGGAGGAUAUUCUGGGUAAAAGUUUAGCUCCCUCCUUCCCACUCUUCCUAGGCAACCUAUUUUCUAAAAAAAAAAAAAAAGGAAUCAGCCUUCUUGGUAGUGUAUGUAGCCUAUUGUCUAUAUGGGUUGCCUCAAGGGACCUUGGAGACAAAAUAAAUAAAUAAAUAAAUAAAUAAAUAAAUAAAUAAAAUGAACCU